CCUCACUCUAUAGCAGCGAAAUGGGCUCCAAACUUUGGGAGUCCAAGGUGCCAAGAUGGCAGGCGCUGGCAUUCAGUUAGCAGCGGCAGCACCAUUGCAGGGCAGAAAAUUACGGUGUGAUGGAGCGCCGCAAGCUGCGCACUCUCUGGCCUGUGUGCCAGGCCCACAACUGGGUUCGUUUACAGAAGCGCAACCGCCAGGCUUCAAGUCGGAAUUCCGGACAAUUGUAGAUACCCUGCCGUGUUUCGCCAAUCUUGAUGCAAAUCGCGGCGACCGCCCGCACUCAUCCGUCCGAAAGCCAGCGGCGCACGUACUGUUGUAUGCAGAUGAUCCGCGACUGGCGUGGCCAGUACGACACGAUGCCGCACUCGCGGCGCUAGCGGCGAGAUCCGCACGUCAGGGGCACUGGCCCAUGGCGGCGCUUUGUGUUGGUUCGGGCAAUUUUGCCUACGGCGGCUUGAGUUGCCCCUGA
Molecule: messenger RNA, 472 nt
Organism: Phytophthora nicotianae INRA-310
Lineage: Eukaryota; Oomycota; Peronosporomycetes; Peronosporales; Peronosporaceae
Exons: 1
Coding region: 56-472 (138 amino acids)
Source: RefSeq, a predicted model, not a curated record